GAUGCAUACUUAUUCCCCCCCUCUCCUCCUCCUUGCCCUGCUUGGCGUUGCCUCUCUUGUAAUUUAAAUCCCAGGUGGAGGAAGGAAGGAAGGAAGGAAGGAAGGAGAAGACAGAGGCGGUGAGUGAUCGAUCGAGUGUUUCUCCAUCCCUUGGGCCUCCAUUGUUUUCUUACAUCCCCCUCCACUCCAUCUCUUGCUUCCCAAGCCUUAACCCCUUCCCCUUCCCUUUCCCUCCCUUGCCUUAGCCAUUAACCACGCCCCAAAUCCAACCUUCAAAGCUUUCCUCCUCCUCCUCCUCCUGCCCGUCGUCUUUGGGCGAUAACUAACCUCCGCAAGGUAAACAUUUCCUCUACUGCUCAUUUUCGUUGGGUUCUGCUGCUGCUCAUUUCUAAUCUAACCCAUUUUCGUUUGGCCUCUUCAUUCAGUUCAUAGCUCCUUCAUCUCUUCUCUUCUCUAGGUGAGUGAGUUUUCUUGUGCUUGGCUCUCCAUCGAUUGUCACUCCCCUCGCUCGGCGGCGUGUUCUUUUCUGCUCCAUACAAUAAUCCUUCCUGCAAUAAAGUUGUCCACAACGCUUUGAUGCGACGAAUGUUUUGUGCAUAUGGACACGACACUCGCCUUCCCUUGCGUUUCCCGUCCAAAAGUUUCACAAAAUUUGGCCUCUUCCCCAUCUCGAUGCUGCUGAUGCCGAUGCUGUCAGUGAUUCCAGCUGUUCCCAAAAUUAAGAAGAGACUAUUAUUAACACAAAAUUGGCUUUGCUAACUCCCAGUUCCUCGCGGUUAUCAGUUUCUUUAAUCACCCAGCCAGCGGUUGGAGCCAGCGGUUGCAUAUAUGCUCGCAUUGCAUCCCCCUUCCUUGCAACUCAACUGCACGCCCGAGACAGAGAGUGCAGGCGCCCGCCAUGGAUGAUUAGAUAGAGGUGCCAUGGAUGAUUAUACCUGCUUCUGCGUGCGUGCUUGCAGGAUCCAUGGGUGAACACCUCGCGCUGCUGGUGGACCGGCUGCUCACGGAGUCCACGCUGGAGGUGGCCAUCGGGACCAGGAAGCAGGCUGAGCCGGAGGACACGCCGGCGGCGAUCGUCUACUGCUGUGACAUCGCCGACCCGAGCAAGAUGGUGGAGUGCAGGAUCUGCCAGGAGGAGGACUGGGACGCCGGCAUGGAGGCACCCUGCGCCUGCCGCGGCAGCCUCAAGUACGCGCACCGAAAAUGCAUCCAGCUUUGGUGCAAUGAGAAGGGCGACACCGUCUGCGAAAUAUGCUUGCAGCAAUUCAGGCCAGGUUACACUGCCCCACAGCAGCUGUUCCACUAUGGAAGCAUACCAAUGAACUUCAGGGGGAACUGGGAGGUAGCGCGGCACGAUCUCCACGACUCGCAGGUGAUAACAAUGGUGCCCUCGGAGCGCGACUUCAUGGACGAGUACGACGACUACUUUCCGGUCAGGACGAGGAGCAGCGCCAUGUGUUGCCGGACAGUCGCCAUCAUUUUCCUGGCCCUCCUGGUUCUCCGGCACACUCUUCCUCUCAUGGUCGGCGGCGACGGGGAGUACUCGUUUGCUCUGUUUUUGUUCCUUGUGCUGAGGACCGCCGGGAUUCUGUUUCCGAUCUUGGUGAUGGUGAGAGCAAUGGCAACCUUCCAUCGUCGUCGCCGCCAACAGGGAAACCAGGGAACUUACAUGUUCUUCUCGGACACCGACGACGAGGACGAUGACGACGAGGAGGAAGAAGAGGAUGCCGACACCGAUCCUGCGCUGCCUCACUACCAACCACGCAUUAUCCCCGUCUACUGACACCAUAUAAGUCAGCGCGGCGUAGAUGUGGUUAACAGAAGCAAAGAUCCCAAGAAACAGGGGAAAAGAUACUGAUGUAGUAGGAUAGUCUGAAGCCACUCGCUUCUGUGUGCACAAGAACUAGAAGAAUGCAGUGGCUCUGUACAUACCACAAGACUGACCCAGACGAUGUAACUUGUGAGCUUCUCUAGCUCCCCCAUGUACUCGAGAGAUCACCUAAAAUUACUUGCAAAAUGCAUGGAAUUACAGGCCUGCAUCUGAGCUGGUGAUCCUGCAACUCAUGCUCGAUCCACAGUUCUUUGGUUUGUCUUACUGACAUGUG
This is a messenger RNA of Triticum dicoccoides, 2105 nucleotides long. RefSeq lists its product as uncharacterized. Gene Ontology annotation, molecular function: ubiquitin-protein transferase activity; zinc ion binding. Gene Ontology annotation, cellular component: membrane. NCBI's taxonomy places the organism in Eukaryota, Viridiplantae, Streptophyta, Magnoliopsida, Poales, Poaceae. Gene Ontology annotation, biological process: protein ubiquitination. The transcript has 7 exons. Bases 926 to 1783 code for a protein of 285 amino acids. The record is from RefSeq and is a predicted model, not a curated record.